CCUGCCUGCACUACCCUUCCCUUCCCUGCGUUGCCUCCCCUGCCUGCACUGCCCUGCCCACUCUGCCCACACCACCAUACCAACCCUGCCCUGCCUGCACCAUCCUGCCUGCCCUGCUCUGCCUGUCCCACCUGCCCACCCUGUCCUGCACCCAAUAUUAACUAUUGAGACUCCUCACCCUGCUGCCCUCCAGGAGCUGUCCCACAUGGUUGGGCCCACCAGGGCUGUGUGCCCAGGGAUCCCCACAACACCCUUCCCCGCCCCAGGGCUCAGCAUCCCUGCCUGGCCCCUGACCCGGGCAGCCAGAGCCCCAGGCAGCUCCUGAGCCGGGCCAACCGCCCCCACAGUGCCUGGCCCAGGGCAGCAGGGCCGGGAGCCCAGGAGCUGGCGGCAGCUAGGGCACGCCAGCACUGCCUGCAGAUCUCAUCAUGGUGCGCCGCGGGGGGGAGGGACGGACACCACGGGGGCAGGGCUGGCCCUGCCGUGCAGGCAUCAAGUGUCCGGCAGCAGCAUGGCGGGGACAGCGCUGCCCCUCUGCCUGCUCCUUGCUGCCACCCUGCAGGGUGGCCUGACCCAGGCACUCGGGCCUGUGACCCGCUCUGGCCCCCUGCUCCUGCGGCUGCGGCGGCUGGAGGAACAGUUUCGCCGGCUCCAGGAGGUGACACUAAGCCAUCUCCAGAGCAUCGCCAGGAAUUACAACAUCUCCUACAACAUCGAUGGACGCUUCCAAGCACUGGCAGAGCAGGCAGAGGCAGCUGCGGCUGCCCGGGCUGCCCUGGGCACCAAGCUGGCCCACCUGGCCACCACCAGCCAGCGGCUGCACCGCAGGCUGAAGCAGCUGGAGGGGACAGUGGGUGCCCUGAACCCACCACACUGCCCACUCACUCACCCACUGGGUACACUGGUGGAGGCUGGCACCAAGGUGCACAGCCUGCCAGCCACUGCCCAGAGCUGGGGCAGCCAGCUGGAGUGGGAGCCGCAGAGCUGGGUGGCCCCCAGCCCUCCCAGCCCUCGGCGCCCAAAGGCAAGGCGGCGGUGGCAGCAACGCUGGCAGGAGGCAGGGCACUGGCUGCCAGCCCAUGCCAGGCCUGGUGGAACACCCGGGAAGGAUGCAGAGAACCUUUGUGAUGCAGCACCAGGAGCCCAAGUCAUGGCAUCGGCGCUCCCCACCAUGACUACAGUCCCCCAGGAGCAGCCACUGGCCCCCCAGCAGCCAGGAGAGGGUAGGUACAGGCCCCCUGCCCCAGUGUCCACCUCCCCAGCCUGCCGCACUGGUGCCGUCCUGCUCUUCCCCAACACCUCCGCUGAGCGUGUGGCCAUCCUGAAGCCAGGGCUGCACCAGGGGCUGCGGGAGCUGUCGCUCUGUGCCUGGCUGGCCACCCCAGCCUCCUGCCUCGGUGGCCUCCUCUCCUACACCACCCAGAACGGCAGCAGGGAGCUGGCUGUGCAUGGCUGUGACAGGGACCUCCCACGCUCCGUGCACUUUGUCAUCAGGAACAGGCAUUUUCGGGAGCUCCCAGUAACGCCACUUCUGGAUGGCAAAUGGCACCAUCUCUGCCUCACCUGGUCCUCUGGCCAGGGCCAGUACCCGCUUUACGUGGACAGGCGGGUGCUGGCUGCUGGCUCUGGCUUCCAGCAGGGCUAUGAAAUUCCAGCUGGUGGCUCAUUGGUGCUGGGCUGGGAGCAGGACCACCCUGGCAGGGACUUGGGCACCGCAGAAGCUUUUGUGGGUCACCUGGCUGGCUUCGUGCUCUGGAGCCGGGCUCUCCUGCCAGGGGAGGUGGCUAGCAUGGCAACUGGCCGGGCCCUGCCCCGUGGCCCCCUCCUCACACUGGCCAAUGCCUCCCUGCAGGGUGGGGUGCAGAGGGUGGCGUGCCCCUGCCUCCAGCACUGCCUGUGACCAGCCUGGUGGUGGGAGCGGCGCCAGCCUGAGCCGCGUCCUCCUGGGGUGAUGGGACACCUGGGAGAGAGGGCACCUCAGGACUGGGGCCACUGGAUGUGGGACAAAGGAAAAGGGCUUUUGGCAGCCAGCGUGGCAGGGGUGGGACCCAGUUCCAGGACCUGUCCCAAAGCUGGGGGCUUAUCAGCUCUGACCACAGAGGGUAUAUGGCCCCAACGUUCUGAUUAAAAUAUAUCCCAAUUAAAAUUCUCCUCUCCAGGCUGAGAAAUAACGUAUUUCUGGUCUGGCUUUUCACUGUACCGCUCGGUGCUGCUUAGGGCCAGGCAGGAGCUGCUCAGCGUAUGCAGCUGGAGCCCCAGGCUCGGUCACACAUGAGUGACCCCUGCCUGUCCCCCGCCACCGCCAGCAUCUGCCACUGAGUCACCCUGAGGGGGAAGUUGUAGCUUGGAAAAGCCCGUGACCGGGGUGAGCCAGCAGUGCCCCAGUGCCCGGCCCUUGGCAGCAGACCUUCGGAUCGAGCUGUGGCUGGGGGCUGAGGCAAAGCACACAGACGCUCCCACACGGCUGCCCGGUGCAGCUCCCUGCCAGGAGAGCGGCAGGAGCGCCGGCUCCGCCCGCUCCCCGGGCUCCCCGGGCCGGGGGCCCUCGCUGCCAGGGCUGCCAGCCGCAAGCCGCGCCCGGGCCCGCCGCGGGGCAAGGCCUCACCGCAGCCCUGCGGCCUCCCGGGCCGCCGCCGCCGCUCUCCCCGCCGCGGCAGGCCACAUCCCCGUCGCCGGCUGCGGAACGGGGAUGGAGCCGGGGCCGGGUCGCGGCCGCUGUCCCGAGGAGAGGGCUCGGCGGGGAUGGGGGGGGGGCCGCGGGCGGGACUACAGCUCCCAUGGUGCCCCGGGG
Falco peregrinus (peregrine falcon) is the source of this 2791-nucleotide messenger RNA. RefSeq names its product pentraxin 4 (gene PTX4). The record is from RefSeq and is a predicted model, not a curated record. Lineage: Eukaryota; Metazoa; Chordata; Aves; Falconiformes; Falconidae.